Xylaria bambusicola is the source of this 3891-nucleotide messenger RNA. Its product is annotated as PGAP1-like protein-domain-containing protein. The coding region runs from base 161 to 3565 and encodes 1134 amino acids. Gene Ontology annotation, molecular function: phosphatidylinositol deacylase activity. NCBI's taxonomy places the organism in Eukaryota, Fungi, Ascomycota, Sordariomycetes, Xylariales, Xylariaceae. Gene Ontology annotation, biological process: endoplasmic reticulum to Golgi vesicle-mediated transport; GPI anchor metabolic process. Gene Ontology annotation, cellular component: endoplasmic reticulum. The record is from RefSeq and is a predicted model, not a curated record. The transcript has 2 exons.
CCCUGAGACACCGUAGUACGAGCUCAUCCAAGCCAAGCCAAGCCAGUGCCAAUCCAUUGACGUAUCACGCCCGCGCAUUCUACUCACGCCCUCGACCGCUGUCCACGGCACGGAAAAGCUCUCACGCUCGCCACGCUCGCGAGAGCUUCUUUUUACCUCGAUGCAGAGGCGCUCGUCCGGGUCGUCCCAAGACAGUGCUGAUGCUUCUGUCAAGGCUUCCCGAAUCCGUGACAAUGCCACGUCCAAGAAAGUCUCAUCCACGACCCUUCGGCCUCACGACUCUCCCCCUCCAACGUCUGCACGAAACCGAAUUCCUAACGGCCAAUUGAACUGGCAGCAAUCCCAGUCACAGAAUGGUGCUAGCGAAAACGAAUCAGGGGCAUCUCCUCGUGCCGCCAAGACCUCGGGUGAUAUAAACACAGAUCACGACAAACCACCAUCGUUGAAGCUCAAAAGCCGCCAGUUUCAACCAAAAAGCCCCUGGGCCAUCUCAAUAUGGACCUUUUUCACCAGCAUUGUCGGCAUUGCUUUGCUGAUUUCGAUAGUAUAUUCUUCAGCUAAUCUCCAAUGCGACCCCAAAGGCUGUCGCAUGUCAUGGAUGAGUCCUUCAUUCAUCCACUUUUCCGAUUUCGAUACCGAGCAUACGAGAUUCGCAAGCAAAUACUCGUUGCAUCUAUAUCGCGAGCAGGGGAUAGAGAACCGGCCAAAGGUCAGGGGUAUUCCAGUGUUGUUCAUACCGGGCAAUGCCGGUAGCUAUAAACAAGUCCGGUCUAUUGCAUCUGAGUCGGCUCGCUACUUCCACGAGACUCUUCAGCCUAAUCUAGCAGCUUCAAAUUCCGGCGUUAAAGGUCUAGACUUCUUCACCGUCGAUUUUAACGAAGACUUCACAGCUUUCCAUGGUCAAACGAUGUUGGAUCAAGCCGAAUACGUCAACGAGGCGAUUCGAUAUAUCUUGUCCCUCUAUCUUGACCCGCAGAAGUCUGAACGAGAUCCUAAUCUUCCCGAUCCUUCAUCCGUCAUCAUCCUAGGCCAUUCUAUGGGUGGUAUCGUUGCCCGUACCGCAUUCGUCAUGCCGAACUUCCAAGCUCACUCUAUUAACUCGAUUGUCACCAUGUCUGCUCCGCAUGCGAGACCGCCGGUGACUUUCGAUCCACUGAUAGUAAAGAUAUACCAAGAUAUCAACGACCAUUGGCGACAUGCUUAUUCGACGAAGUCGGUCAUGGAGAAUUCCCUGGCCGAUGUUACUCUCGUAUCUAUUGCAGGUGGCGGAUUAGACACUGUAGUUCCGUCAGACUAUGCGAGCCUAGAAUCAAUCGUGCCCGAAACCCAUGGCUUCACAGUAUUCACGUCAACAAUUCCAACCGUGUGGACUAGUAUGGAUCACCUGGCUAUCACGUGGUGCGACCAGUUUCGAAAAGUUAUUGUUAGGGCUCUGUACGAUAUCGUGGACAGCCGCGAUAAAUCACAGACGAAACCCCGGGCAGAUCGAAUGAAGCAUUUGAAGAGCAGGUUUUUAACUGGAUUGGAGCCAAGUGCUGGAACAGCUUGGGGAGAAGCGUAUCCGACCAUUCUUUUAACUGUGGGGGAUGAUUCUAGCAACAUUGAUACUCGCGAGCGGUUUGUGCUCCGCAACCUUGGAACAAACAGGGGAUCGAAGGUUCAUCUACUACCCGUCCAAUCGAGCGAGCUUCCAAGGGGUGGAAGAUUUACUCUACUCUCUAAUCGUGAGCUUGACUAUCCUGGGGAAGACGCUAAGCUGGAAGUUCUGCUCUGUGGUGUCUAUCCAUCGCAAACAGGUCAAGCGAGUAUGCCAUUCUUAACAGAUAUAGACAUGUCUGGUGAUAGCAGUACUUCGACUCGUCUAGCAUGCAAAAGUGCUGCGCAGGAUGCUAUAGCCUUGCCAGCAUCUACGCGCGAUACGAAGACCCCGUUUUUCUUAGAAGGCGAACAACAAAUCCCACCAUUUUCAUAUCUCCAAUAUGAAGCCGAUAGACUCCGAGAUUAUCAAUUUAUUGCCAUUGUGGACAGGUCGGAAGCUCUAACCUCGGAUUGGAUUAUUGCAGAAUUUGGGGAUGCAUCCGACUCCCAUCUAACACAAUCAAUUAGCAUUAGAGAACUUGUCAUAAGUGGCUUGCAAUUUGAACUCUCCCCUGACCGGCCGAUGGUUGUUGAUAUUCGAAUCCCGUCCAUUCAGAGCAGCCUGCUGGCAUAUCACAUGGAACUGAAGGAGGAGGUAAAUGGCGAACCGAAAGAACUAUUUCGCCCUCUUGUACGACAAUACUUGGCUAGGCCUUAUGAAUCGAAAUACUUCGUGGAUGCUAAGGAAAUUGACGUCAGCCUCCAUGGAGUGUCACCAUUCGUUCCCCCACCCUUAGAUGCCAGCCAAAACGAUAAUGGCCUGGGUAUUCAGCUAUGGACAGAUCCUACCCGACAAUCUAGCAUUUCGAUUCGGCUCACGAUUGAUCCAAUUGGUAGUCUAGGAAAACUCUACAUGCGGUAUCGGACUGUUUUCGCGUCUUUCCCACAGCUCGUUGUAGGGCUAGUUCUACGGAAGCAAUUCCGUAUUUACGACAACACCGGCACAUUUAUACCAUUUUCUGAGAGCCUUGGAAGCUGUCUCCAACGGUCACUACCAAUGCUCCUCUUGUCGAUGACUUUUCUAUCACUGUCAAUCGGCCAGUCUGGAUCGAUGGACCACAGAGCCAUUUGGUCAUGGUGGAGUAACACAUCGAGCACUGACCUAGUACAGAAUGGUUUAUUGGUAGGGACAACAGACCCAUUCUUCUGGUUUCUGAUUCCCAUGAUAGGGGUCGUGUGUGUUGGUGUCUGCGUAGUCUUUCACUACAUAGCACUUGUCCUUCUCGAGUUCCUGAGCAUCAUCUACGGUUGGGUUUUCAGUCCCAAAGUACCAAACGACGACAAAAAGAAUGCGUCGGCCUCGAAACUAGUUCUAGCACCCGUCUUUACGCCAUAUUCACCGCGCAGACGAUUGCUCACUACGAGUAUCAUGGUAUUCUUAGUCUCCACAAUCAUCCCAUACCAAUCUGCGUACGCCGUAGCUUGCCUCGUACAACUCUUCACCAAUGUGCGAGCGCAUUAUGUCGCCCGAGUAAAUCCCUCCGUCGCCCACAUCAAUUUCAGGAAUUACGUACAUACCAUAUUCCUCCUGAUGCUAUGGAAUUUGCCCAUCAACCUCCCGACAGUUGUGGUGUGGGUACGGAACUUGGCCAUAAAUUGGUUUACCCCGUUCUCGUCCCAGCACAAUGUGUUAUCAAUCCUGCCUUUCAUCUUACUCGUUGAAAACCUCACAGCCGGUAGGAUGAUCCCCGCCGUCACAAGUCGACUGCGCCACCUCACGAAUGUGCUCUUCUUCGCUACAGCAGUGUAUGCGGCUGUCUACGGUGUAUCAUAUGCGUAUGUGCUGCACUAUUUGGUGAAUCUCAUUGCGGCGUGGCUUGUGGCUAUACAUGCCACGGCUGAUUCUUGGGCUAUUGCUGGCAUCAAGUCGCUUUUGGUCGAAGACUCGCCUAGUACGAGCGAUUGUAAGCAGAGCAAGAAGCGGUAAACGGAUGGGCUUCGGUUGAUCGAGUUCAAUAGCCAAUUAGCUGGGGAAGAAGCAUUGAGGCAAGAAUCCUCUUCAAACGAGAUACUCUACACCACUUCAAACUUUCGCUUGGAAGGGGACAAAAAAUGUCACCUAUUACCCUCCCUCUCUCUCUAAAUCCAUCCUUGCACAACACAUUUCACAUCGCAACCAUUUUUCUUGUUCCUUGUCUUUUUUAACUUGCAUCGCAACAAACAUGGGCCGGCGUUUACAUUGGGCGGUUCUAAGGCGAAAUUAUUGGCUAGAGGUGAACUGGAUGGGUCUUGUCUUAUUUAUUGUUGUUUUUU